AUGGAGAAAAAUGGAAAAGAUAAAAUUUUGAAUAGACAUUUGACAAUUUCAUUCGAAAAUUUAGAAGGUGAGAUUGAAUUGAUAAAUACAUGUAUUGAAAGAACUAUUUCUACAACUGAUACUUGUAUUCGUCAUAUUCAAUCUAAUCUCUCUAACGAUUCUAAUGAAAAUAAUGAAAUUUUUGAAUUUGACAAUGAUGGAAAUUUAAUCAUAUUGAAUCAACAUUUUCAUCAUGAUCUGGAAACAGUUAAUCAUUCUUUGAUAGUUCAAUUAAAUGAUCGUGAUAGACAUGCUGUUGACGAUCGUGUAUUGAUCGACUCAUGUUAUUUGAGUAUUAAUUUGAAUCAACAUGAUCGUGAUAUGGUCGACAACAGAAUGUUAAUCAUGACGAAAAAUUUAAUGAUUCAUAUUAAUCGUAUAUCAGAUACGUUAUUAGAAACAUUUUUAAAUUUGAAUCAAAUAAUGGAGGCUGAUGUUUGUAAUGAUAUUCAACACGAUUAUACAAUCACCAACAUCAUUUCUACUAAUAAUACUUCUUCACAAACACGACAUAAUACUAUACAACACGAAUUAAUAAUUAUUUUGAACGAUUCUGAUAGAAAUGCUGUAGAUAACAGAUUUUUAGUGGAAUCACGAAAUUUAGUUAUUGAAUUACCACAACCAUACCAUUCCUUAAUAGCAAAUGAUGAAUAUUGCACCGAUUUAUUGAAGGUUAUUUUAACGCCACUUCCCAUACGUGCAAUGGUAUCUUCUUCUGACGUAUCCCAAUCAUCAUUGUCAUCGAUCCCAUCGAUUAUACCACAAUUAUCAUCACCACCACCAUCAUCAUCAUCACCUCCAUCAUUGCUGACACGAUCACAAAGACGACAACAAUCAAUGUCUCCUAUUCCAAUAAUUGUCGGACAACAAAAUCCCAAUGAUAUGAAUCAAAGGGUUAGACAUGCCGAAGUACCACAUAGGGUAACAUUUCGUUUAGCUCUUCGUACUCAACAUGUACAACAAAUUGAUACUUUUCAUUUGGGAUCUUUCUCCGACACGUGCAAAUUCUGCUUGGCAGAAUUUUUCACCAAAGAGCCGAAGAACCGGCAAGGAAAUCGAAAAAUUUGUUGUCAUUUUGGUCAAGUCAAUAUUCCAUUUUUGCAAACCUAUCCUGAUGAUAUGCGUGAGUUGUUCGUGAUGAACGACGAAAUCUCGACAAUCUUUCGUCGAGAUAUUCGUCGUUACAAUACCAUUUUCGCUAUGGCCUCUUUUAAAGCGAACAUUCCAGAAAAUAGAAAUAUUGGGCAAGGCCAUUGGUGUUUCCAUGUUUGCGGUCAAAUUUAUCACUACGUGGAUAAAAUCCCAACAGCCAAUGACAUCGCCGCUCUAGAUGGUCCUCUGAAGUACAACCAAUAUUACUUUGUAGAUGCAGAAGAAGCGGUCAACAGAAAAUCUCAUUUCUACGGAGAUGUUGUCAACAAAGAUAUUGUUAGUUUAUGUGAACUUAGUUUGAGAAGAGUCAACCCUUAUAUUAGAUCUUAUUUCACUAUGGCAGAAGUUGUUCGUGGAAUGCGUUCCCUAGGAAUGCCUAUAAAUGAUGUCUCCAUAGCAUUCAAAGAUCGGAUGGCAGAACGACUAAGAACAUAUAAUCUUCCAGCAACUACCACCACCGAAGUUGCAGCACUUUUCGUUGGAGAAGAACCUCCAUUUUCCUGUGAUCUUAUAGUCCAUGAUCGUGAGGGAGACGACAUCAGGAAAUCUUUUGAAUUAAAAAAUCUAAACCCAUUAGCUGAUCCAAUGGUUUAUCCAAUUUUAUUCCCCAAAGGUGAAAGAGGAUUUGAGAUGUACACCAAACUCGUUUCGAACCCAAGGCCAGUUGUACUUCGUAAUGAAGAACAACCACAACGUCCACGUAUUGCAAUACGUAGACAUGUGGUUGACAACAUAGAUGACGAUCCUCAAGAAGAAUUUCCCAUUCAAGAUGUCGAAGGUUAUGACCUACCGAAUCGCAAGAAACGGAUGUACGUAACUUUGAGACAAUUUUAUAAACAUCGUUUGAUGAUUCGUUCGAAGAGGCCAACCAAUUCGAACAUUAUCGAUGAUAAUGGUAUUGUCGAUACGAAUCAUGAAACGUAUAACGCGCAAAACGGAUUCAUUGCUCUACAUCAUGCAGGAAAAUUAUUUCAACAAUAUUGCGUCGAUGCUUGGGUCCGUGUAGAAGCAAAUGAUUUAUGGUAUUAUCGCCAAAAUCAAAAACAAUUGAGGUCGUCAUCUUAUAAAACUGUUAAAAAAAUGCUUCAAGAUAGAGCUAGAAAAGAAAAUAAACGUGUCGGUAAAAUAGUUAUUUUACCUUCUACGUUUAUUGGCGGUGAGAGAAACCUGCAGCGCAGGUAUCUCGAUGCCAUGACUAUGGUAGCGCGGCACGGUAAACCUGAUUUGUUUAUCACGUUUACGUGCAAUCCUGGUUGGCCAGAAAUCAAAAGUAAUCUUAGAUUACAUCAAAAAUGGGAAAAUAGGCCUGAUUUGGUGUGUCGAGUUUUCCACGCCAAAUUGCUAGAAUUCAUAGAUGACAUCACCGCCAAACAAUAUUUUGGAGUUUCACUCAACUAUAUGUAUACAGUGGAAUUCCAGAAACGAGGUUUGCCGCAUGCUCACAUUCUCUUGACCCUUAGACCCGAAGACAAAUUAGAUACUGAAGCCAGCAUCGAUGCUGCUGUAUCCGCCGAGUUACCAGAUGCAUAUGAGGAGCCCCGUUUGUAUGAAAUCAUAUUACAUCAUAUGAUACAUAAACCUUGCGGCCGUCGAGAUCCCACUGCUUCGUGUAUGGUGGAUGGUCAUUGCAAGAAAUUUUACCCGAAAGAAUUUCGGACGACAACAGACAUACGUGGCAAUCAGAAUCGUCUUGGACAACCCGAAUAUAAGCGGCCCGAUGAUGGGCGGGUAGCAGUUAUGGGUGGACAUCUAAUCGAUAAUCGCGAUGUCAUUCCAUACAACAAAUUAUUGUCGGUCAAAUACGAUUGCCAUUUGAACGUCGAACUGUGUGGAAGUUUAAAGUCGAUAAGGUAUUUAUACAAGUAUGUAGAGAAGGGACCCGACUUUAUAUCUGUACAGCAUGCUGUAUCAGAUGAUAUCGCCCCCCUUCGAGAAGAAAAUGCCAUUAUGGGUACUUUUACCGCCUUCAGUGCGAAUGAUAAUAACAAUCAUCGUGAUCGUCAACGUGAUGUUGUUGAUUGGAAUGAAAUCGAGAAUUAUCAAGAUUACCGAUACGUUAAUUCAAUGGAGGCCUGUUGGCGAUUAUUCGAAUACAAUAUCAGCGAUAGAUCCCAUAUGGUAAUAGUUCUACCAAUUCACGAAGAAGGCGACCAACAAGUAUUAUUCGACGAAGGUCUCGAUGAAACAGAAGAGCAAUUUUUGGAGAGAAUUGAUGGUCCCACAAAAUUAGUAGCAUACUUCAUAUUGAAUCGUUCUGAUCCGGAUGCGAGAUUGUUAAAAUACUGCCAAAUCCCAGAACAUUAUUCUUGGAAUUUUAAUAGAAAGAUGUGGCAACGUCGCAAAAAGAAUUGCAAAGUCAUCGGAUGCUUAGUACAAGUUUCUCCAAUUGAUCAAAAUCGAUUUUAUUUGCGCACGUUGCUACAACAUGUACGAGGAAGUACAAGUUUCCGUUCUCUAAUGACAGUGGACGGUGUCGUUUACGAAGAUCCUAAAUCGGCUUGUCGUGCAUUGGGUCUCCUCAAUAAUACCGACGAAUAUGAUCGUACUUUGCAAGAAGCUAUAUUGACGAGAUGUCCGUUCAUGAGUCGUCAAUUGUUCGGUUUAUUGGCUUGUCUGAUAAUCACUGACAAAGGCGAUUUUGAAAAUAUCUCGGCAAUGUGGCUUCGACACAAAGCCGAUUUAUAUUCUGAUUUUAUCGAUCACGGUAUUAUCGACAUGAAUACUGCCGAACGAAUGGCAUUAUUUCAUAUAAAUCAUGUCAUUCGUAGGUGUGCUCUAGGUGGAGAUCGAUACACUCUAGCCGAUUUAGGAUUGCCCAAUAUCGAUGAUGUCGACGAAGACAUUUUUAGGAAUGUCAUCGUUGACAUUGACGAUUUCACUCGUAAUGGGGGGAUUUCUUUUCAAAAUUUAAAUGCUUUUAUAGUAAACGACAUGGUCGUCGAUGAUAAUUUAAUGGGGAAUAUUGAUGAUGAAUUCAAUUUGAAUAUUGACACUGACAUUAUAGAAGGAAACGUCAUGUUGGAACAAUUAUUAAAUAGUCGAAUUAUUGAUGAAAAUAUACAAUCUCUCAAUACGGAUCAGAAAAAGAUAUUUGACGACAUAUUUUCUACAUUAUCUGAUUCAAUAACCAACAACAUCAAUACCAACAAUAAUACUGAUAACAUCAAUUCUCAUCGGAAUUUGUUCUUCAUUGACGGUCCCGGUGGCACUGGCAAAACUUUUCUAUACAAUUGUAUUAUCGGUAAAGUCAGGCACGAUUUGGCCAAGUCAGUUUUAGCGGUAGCAUGGACGGGAAUUGCGGCAACACUUUUAUCUAAAGGUACUACUGUACAUUCUGCGUUCAAACUACCUUUGAAAUUAACAGAAACGACCGUUCCCGGCUAUCCUGUUGAAAGUAUAAAAGCUCAAGUGAUCAGAGAAUCGCCCAUCAUCUUAUGGGACGAAGCGCCAAUGUCGCCGCGACUGGCAAUCGAAGCAGUUGAUCGAUACUUGAGAGACCUAAUGAAUACCCCUAAAACACCGAUGGGAGGAAAGAUUGUGGUUUUUGGAGGAGAUUUUCGACAACUUCUACCUGUCAUGCCUCGAGCACAUUCCGGCCAGAUUAUCAGAGCGUGCAUCAAAUCAUCUUAUCUAUGGCCGAUGGUGCGUCAGUAUCGUCUUGAAAAAAAUUUGAGAGUAAGCAACAUAUUGACUACAACAGCUGUUGCUGAUGAAAACCAACUUCAUCUUCGUCAAAAGGAAAUCCAAGACUUUGCCCAAUUUCUACUUCAAAUUGGUAAUGAUGACUUACCACACAUCAAAAUGCCCAUUGCAUUUACUCCCGACGAUCUAAUUGAGAUUCCAUCUCGAUUUGUCGUUGAAUCCAUCAACCAAAUUGUCGAAGAAAUUUUCGGCGCAGGUCCUAUUGAUCCCCUUAUUCCCCAACAAGAUCUUGCAAACAAGGCAAUACUUUGUCCAACAAACAGAGCCGUUGAAGAUGUAAAUUCUCUUGUCAUGUCCAAACUAACAUCUGUCAGUCGCACUUAUUUUAGUGUUGACAGUUUCGAACAAUUGGCUGACGGAGAAUCGCAUCAACAACAAGAUAACUUCCAUGUACCCGAAGAUUAUUUGCAUUCCAUAAUCAUAGCUGGACUUCCACCACACGAGCUAACUCUCAAAGUAGGUAGCGUAGUUAUGUUAUUACGUAACGUCGACAUUAUGAGCGGCUUAUGUAAUGGAACUCGAUUACGUAUUCUUACUUUGGGAGAUAAUAUGUUACGAGUGCAAAUAUUGACGGGUAGCACUGAAGCUCAUCGCGGCAAUGUUUUGUUCCUUCCUCGGAUGCGUUUGUCUGCUUCUGAAAACGUAACCUACCUACCUGGAACUGUUUAUCGGUACCAAUUUCCGAUACGACUAGCGUUCGCAAUAACCAUCAAUAAAUCGCAAGGUCAAACCUUCAAAAAGGUAGGGAUAUGUUUAGAAAUGCCAUGUUUUUCUCACGGACAACUUUAUGUGGCUCUGAGUCGCGUAGGUGAUCCAAAUUUUUUGAAGAUUUAUAUUAAAAAUUCAUCGAAACAAGGCCAUUUCAAAUACAGAAACAGACACUUCACAAGAAAUAUCGUUUAUUCUUCCAUAGUAACCACUAACAAAAAUAACACACAAAAUCCACAAUCAAACAUUAAAUUACGAUCAGAAACAACAACAACUAAAACAUUACAAACAACAACAAGAACAACAAGAACAACAACAACAACAAUGAAACCUACAAAACCAACAUCUGUUUUACCACCAGUUCCGGAUCGUAAUGACAAUCGCAUUCGAGUCAUUGAGAAUAUUGUUAUUGUUCCUCCACUUACCACAACAAAUAUUACCAUUAACACUACAACUUCAAAUUUGAAUAUCCCCCAAACAUCACCACACAAACAUAAUAUUCACACUCUCAAUACAAAUGACAUGAAUUUUCAAAAUUUUUCCGAUGAAUUUCAACCAGAAAUUGUCGAAUUCAACGAUGAAAUCGAAGAACACUGGCCAAUUCCAUAUGAAAUUGAUAGAGAAAAUAUUGAAGAGAAAUGUCAACCGAAGGUUGUACGCGGUACAAUUACCAUCACAUCACCCACAGUUACUAUGGAUGACGAAGCAUUAGCCUCUUGUGACGAAGAUCUAGAUUAUGAUGCACAACCAAAAACAGUUUUCAAGAAACCAUUACCUCCAACUGCUUUUCCAUCAUUACACCAAUUGCCUGCUAGACGAUCAGUUCAUGAUCGACCAGGUACAUCAGGUGUUAUCGUUGAAAAAGUAGAUGAAAGUAAUGAGGAAAAACGUCAUCUUCGCCGUCCAUAUUUUUACUCUUCUCAUAGUAGAAACAGAGAUAGCGACGAUGACAGUGAUGAUGAAAAUGUUGAUGAUUAUCAAAAUAAAUAUAUCUCGCAUAAACUUAAAAAGUCCAAAUUUAAUUAA
Messenger RNA from Phaedon cochleariae (mustard beetle), 6627 nucleotides. Lineage: Eukaryota; Metazoa; Arthropoda; Insecta; Coleoptera; Chrysomelidae. The record is from the annotation of a GenBank genome assembly.